This is a messenger RNA of Panicum hallii, 3550 nucleotides long. RefSeq lists its product as uncharacterized. Lineage: Eukaryota; Viridiplantae; Streptophyta; Magnoliopsida; Poales; Poaceae. Bases 2093 to 3544 code for a protein of 483 amino acids. The record is from RefSeq and is a predicted model, not a curated record. The transcript is spliced from 6 exons.
CCGUAGACAUGCAAUGUAUUUUUACAAGAAACCCCCUCCGCGACCGCAUGAGCGACGCUCUCGUCGUCUCGCUCGUCUACGAGCGAAGCUCGUGCUCCGAGACCGAGGCGACGACUGAACGCGCGUUGUAGGAAGCGAUGCGGGGAGACGACGGCAGCAAGGAUCCGGUGCGCGCGGGGGAGGAAUUCCUUUGCCGCCCAAGGUCGGGUCCCAAUGUCACGGCAAGCACGGAAGGAGGCAGCGGCGGCGGCGCGAGAUGUACUGAAGUCGGCUCGGGUGCGCAAGGCACGUGCGGCACCGAUGCGGAAGGGGGCGCCAAUGGAGAAGGUCUCUGGAGGAGCUAGAGCGCCGCCUAUGCUGGAGGUGAGUAGUUUGAGCAGGGCAGCGCAUGUGCCAGAGCAGAGGAGUUUGGGAUGUGGCGCUGGCGACUUCUUCAACGGCAGCGACGACUUCUUUGGUAGCCCCGGACAGAGCUCCCAACCAUGGAAUCCUCAAUCCUCAGAUCCUGCAAUGUGGGAACAAAUGCAACACCUCCCGGAGGCUUCACCAAUUUCAUCCAGCCCAACAUGUCCCAAAAUUUCAUUUUUGGUGGACAACCAUCUCAAUAUGCACCAUUCAGGCAGCCGCGGAAUAUGCAAGAUGUACAAUCAGAAGAGGAAUUUUCGACUCCUAUUUCAGCAAAGGACAAUAACCCAUAUGUUAAUGUUGACAGCGGUGAAGAGGCACCUAGGACUGAGAAGCGAAUAUUUUGGAGUCAAGAAGAAGAUGUCAGGAUGAUUAGCUCCUGGCUGCUCAAUUCAACAGACCCAACCUGUGGUGCUGAUAGGAAGAAUGAGCAAUAUUGGAGUGAUGUUGAGGUCACAUACAAUGAAACUACACCAAGUCAUAGGGCCAGGAAUGCCAAGCAAAUCAAGGACCGUUUUCAUAAGGUAAAUAGGUGGACUGACCUAUUUCAUAGUGCUUGGUUGAAGGCUAGAAUGAUUUAUACUAGUGGCUAUAAUGAUCUAAUGUGGAUUGAGAAGGCCCAUGUGUUCUAUAUAGAAGACAAUAAGAAACUCAAUCUAGGACCCUUUGUGUUGAUGGAAGUUUGGAACACAGUCAAAAAUGAAGCAAAGUGGAUUACAUACAAAAAUGGGCUUAAAGCAGCAAGAAAAAGAAAGGGUCCAGGCAAUGAGAAGAAGGAGAGGCUGAGGAUCAUACAGAUGUAGAUGAACUUGAUGAUCAGCCUAGACCAAUGGGGCAAAAACUAGUUAAAAAGCUUAAAUAUGCCACAAUUAAGGAUGUGAACCAUAUAGAUCUUGAAGAGCUGGACAAAUUUGGUAAAAUCCAGGAUGAACAGAAUGCAAAUAGGCUGAAAGUAUUGGAAGUGCAGCAGAAGUUAUCAUCUGAGAAGAUAGAACAAACAAAGCUUGCUCAUCUUGCAGCAAAGGAACAGAAAGAGGUAGCACAGAUGCAAAGGGAGGCAAGAAAAUAUGAAUUAGAGACUAGGAUGUUUGAGACAUACAACCGCCUUCUGUCAAUGGAUUUAUCAUUGAUGUCCAAUGAAGAAAAGGAAGAUCAUGCAAAUACUAUGAAGUGUUUGAAAAAGAAACUAUUUGCUGAGAAUUGAGAUAAAAGGAAGAUAAACUCAAAAGAUAAAACAUUGCACAGACUCCAGAAGGUUCACUCCUUGAUAUUAUGCGUACUGCUUAUGAACAACUGGGAAGAUAAAAGUCAGAGUCACUUCAUCAGCUAAAAGGAAGGUCAAGUGGUUGUUCUCUUUCUUUUUUUUGGAGAAUGUGGUGAGUCAAGUGGUUGUUCUGUCUACUGUGGAAGGUCAAGUGGUUGUCUAGUGUGAACUGAACUGAACUGAAUUCUUAGUUGUGUCUACUGUGAACUGAACUGAAUUCUCAUUUGUGUCAAGUGUGAACUGAACUGAAUUCUAGUGUGAACUUUUUGUUUUGCCGUGUGUCUAGUGUGAACUGAGCUGAAUUCUCAUUUAUGUCAAGUGUGAACUGAAUUCUCAUUUGUGCCGUGUGAACUCAUUUGUGCCAUAUGUAUAUAAAUUGAACUGUGCUGUGUGCAUCUCAAUUGCAUCAUUUUUGUUAUACCAAUGUCGUCGAGUGAAGUACCUGGAGGCGAUGAAGCAGCAGGCACUGAAGGUGAUGGAGGGCUGCUCUCUGGUGGCGAUGGAGGGCUGCUCUCUGAUGGCGAUGGUGGUGAUUUUUAUGCUGUUCUUGAAGAAAUUGAUCCAGCGGAAGUAUAUACCCUUGUUGAUUUUCUUGUCGAGGAUGAAAUAAUGGAAGCAUUUGGAAAGAGGAUUGGCGAGAAAUUGAAGGCCACUAUGGAAGGAGCUUCUUCUGAGCCACCUCGCCGUCGCCAGCGUCAAAGUGGUCCGCGAAGGUACAUACCUAGGCCAAGAGAAAAGGGACAUGAUGAUUUAGUUGCUAAUUAUUUUUCAGCAAAUCCUAUCUAUCCCGAUGAGAUGUUCCGUAGGAGGUUUCGGAUGAAUAAGCAUUUGUUCCUUCGAAUUGUCGAUACUCUCUCUAAUUGGGAUAUUUUUUUUACCCAAAGAGUUGAUGCAACGGGUCGAGAUAGCCACUCGCCUCUCCAAAAGUGCACUGCAGCUAUUCGAAUGCUAGGAUAUGGCACAGCAGCUGAUGCACUAGAUGAGGUAUUGAAAAUUGCAGCAAGCACUUCUUUGGAAUGUUUAGGAAAAUUUGCCAAAGGGAUAAUUGAAUGUUUUGGUGCCGAGUACUUGCGUCCUCUGACCAGUGAUGAACUAGAAAAAAUACUUCAAGAGAAUGAGGCACGUGGCUUUCCAAGCAUGAUAGGAAGUAUUGAUUGUAUGCAUUGGGCAUGGAAGAAUUGUCCAAAAGGUUGGGCUGGCAUGUUUACUCGUGGUGACAAAGGGAAACCUACUAUGAUCCUUGAGGCGGUAGCAUCUCGGGACCUUCAUAUAUGGCAUGCUUUUUUUGGUACCGCCGGGUCUCAAAAUGAUAUCCAAGUGUUAAACAAGUCACCAUUGUUCAUUCAUGCCAUAAAAGGAGAAGCCCCCCGAGUGAGUUAUACUAUAAAUGGAACGCAAUAUGACACAGGGUAUUACCUUGCCGAUGGAAUAUAUCCUGAGUGGGCAGCCUUCGUGAAGACAAUAAGCAAACCUCAAACGGACAAACAUAAAUUAUAUGCGCGACGACAAGAAGGAGCAAGGAAGGAUGUCGAGUGCGCAUUUGGCGUGUUGCAAUCCCGUUUUGAUAUUAUCAACCGUCCGGCACGGUUAUGGAAAAGGAAUGAUGUUGUCAAUAUAAUGCAAGCUUGCGUUAUCAUCCAUAAUAUGAUAGUGGAAGAUGAAAAAGAUUUGGUUAGAAUUCCAAUUAAUUUGAAUGAAAAUCCGAGUGGAACCAUUGUCCUACCACCGGAAGUGAAUACAAAUGACAACCCUAAUCCAUGCUUUGUGGAGGUUCUUAACAGAAACUCGGCUAUCCGGGCUACCUCUACACAUCGUCAACUCAAGAAUGAUUUAGUUGAGCACCUAUGGAAGCUUUUUGGGCCAAGAGGAGGUUAGAGCCAU